AUGAAGGCCCUCAACCGCGGAGUCCUUCUGCCAAUCCUGGCCUUGCCUCAUCUUUCCCAGGCAGGCUUUGGCUCUGGUCGCCUCGUGCCCCAGAUCGAAACCUUUGUUGACAACAUUCAGCAAGAGUUUGCCGCUUGGUUCGACUUCAAGGCAGACAAUGGCCUGCAUUCCAAGCUGCCUGGCAAGAAGCCAACGACACCACCACCGACACAGUACUGGCUGGAUAAGAUCAAGCAUCAAGGUGUCGCGCCCUUUGCGGAUUCCGACUACAAAGUCUUUCGCAAUGUGAUGGAUUACGGUGCCAAAGGUGAUGGCGUUACUGACGAUACUGCUGCCAUCAACCUUGCCAUGACCUCGGGUGGUCGCUGCGGACCAGACAACUGCUCGUCCAGCACCGUCACUCCCGCCAUUGUGUAUUUCCCGCCAGGUACCUACGUCGUGUCAUCUCCAAUCAUUGACUACUACUUUACCAUGAUGAUCGGUGAUGCCGUCAACUUGCCAACUCUCAAGGCCAGCCCGAAUUUCGGCGGCGUUGGCCUGGGCGUUAUCGAUGGUGACAAGAAUCACAUCUGGGGCCCAACCAACAUCUUCUAUCGACAGGUUGCCAACUUCAUCAUCGAUCUUACCGAUGUUCCGCCUGUCAACGAUCAAGGCUCUGGUCCUACUGGAAUCCACUGGCCAACCGCUCAGGCUACGAGCAUUCAAAACGUCCGCAUCGUGAUGAGCGACGCACCAAACACCGCCCAUCAGGGCAUCUUUAUGGAGGAUGGUUCCGGUGGUUUCUUGACCGACAUCACCUUUAUUGGCGGCAAAUUCGGCGCUCAGUUCGGAAGCCAGCAGUUCACCAUGCGCAACCUCACUUUCCACAACGCCCAGACAGCCAUUCGCCAGGGCUUCGACUGGGGCUGGACAUACGCAGGCAUCACCAUCAACAACUGCUCCGUCGGCCUUGACAUGAGCGCUGUCGAUGGAAACGGAGCUCUCAGCGUGGGCGGCAUCACCAUGAUUGAUUCCAGCAUCUCCGACACCGACAUCUUCAUCAAGACGGCCAAGACGGCCACGUCCAAGCCCGUGGGAGCAGGAAACCUGAACCUUGAAAACAUUCAGCUUUCAAACGUUGCCAUCGCCAUUCAAGGCCCUACCGGCAAUACUGUUCUGGCUGGCUCUGCCGGUCACACCACCAUCAAGGGCUAUGUUACUGGCAACACCUAUAACCCCCAUGGCCCGACAUAUGUCGAUGGACCAGCCACUCCGUUCCCUCGCCCAUCCAGUCUCACCGUUGGAAAUGGAGCUUUCUACACGCGCUCAAAGCCGCUGUACGCCAACCUAGACGUCUCCGACUUCCUCAGCGCCCGCGACUUGGGUGCCAAGGGUGACGCCGUUACCGAUGACACAAAGGCACUCAACGCCGCAAUUGCCACCGCUGUGCGCAAAGGCAAAGUCCUCUUCGUCGAUGGUGGAAUCUACAAGGUCACAAGCACAAUCAAGAUCCCUCCCGGCGCUCGCAUCGUCGGUGAAGCAUUCUCCAACAUCAUGGGGUCCGGCCCGUUCUUCUCAAAGGCAUCUGCACCCCAGCCCGUCGUCCAAGUUGGACUGCCUGGCCAGUUCGGACAAAUUGAAUGGUCAAACAUGGUGGUGAGCACGCAAGGCUCUGCCAGCGGUGCCAUUGUGAUUGAGUACAACCUUGCCAGUACACCAUCCAACCCUUCAGGCAUGUGGGAUGUUCACGUCAGAGUCGGUGGUUUCAAGGGCAGCAACCUGCAGCUUGCAAACUGCCCCCAGAACAUUGGGAGCGACGUCAUCAACCCCAACUGCAUUGCAGCCCAUACCAUGAUGCACGUCACACCCGUUGCCCAGGGAUUGUACAUGGAAAACUGCUGGCUCUGGGCCUCUGACCACGACAUUGAGGACCCUAGCCUUCGAAUGAUUGACGUCUACAGCGUUCGCGGAUUAUGGGGUACUGCCGUCGAACACAACGCCCUCUACCAAUACGAAUUCUCCAAGACUCAAAACAUCUUCAUGGGCUUCAUCCAAACCGAAACCGCCUACUACCAGCCUCACCCCAACGCAACCCAGUUUCAGUCUCCCUCCAACCUCAUCACCAGCAUCUUUGGUUCCACCGACCCAGACUUCAACUACUUUUGCCAAGGCCGCUCCGGUGUCUGCAAGGAUGGCUGGGCGGUGCGUGUCCUCAGCUCGCGCGACAUUCUCUGCUACGGCGCGGGCUUGUACUCGUUCUUCAACGAUCACAGCACAACGUGCUCAAACACUGAUCAGGAGAAUUGCCAGACUCAGAUCGUUGGAAUUGAUAGCGGCGCGCCCAAGUCGCUACUUAGUAGCAUUUUCAGCAAGAAGAGCCAGGUGAGGGUGUACAGCUUGAACACUGUUGGUUCAGUGUCCAUGGCUACCGUGCAGAACGUGGACACUGUGUUCCAGAAGGAUAACACGGGACCGUUCCCACAGGGUGUAUCCCUGUUUGAGUCGUUGUAG
This is a messenger RNA of Trichoderma aggressivum f. europaeum, 2490 nucleotides long. Its product is annotated as CAZyme family GH55. The coding region runs from base 1 to 2490 and encodes 829 amino acids. The transcript is spliced from 6 exons. Lineage: Eukaryota; Fungi; Ascomycota; Sordariomycetes; Hypocreales; Hypocreaceae. The record is from RefSeq and is a predicted model, not a curated record. Gene Ontology annotation, molecular function: polygalacturonase activity.